AUGCUAUUUGACAAAAUUCCCGAGGUUGAGGUUGUGCGUACUCAAAAUGGAGCACUUCGAAGCUUAGACCAUGCGCAGCAACCAUGGCCUCCUACCUCUAGAGACCAGAUUGUUGAGGGACCCUCUAACCCGCGGAGUGCGGCCGAGCAGUAUCUCCAACAGGUGGCUGGAAACUAUAAAGUAACCCCUGGCCUGAACAGCCUGACGGACUCUGGCUUCGAUCUUCAGUUCGAGCAAGAAAAGACCCGCUUCAAGAGCACGGCAGUAAUCUAUCGGAAAACCUUCAACCAAUGGCCGCUGUGGGAUGCUCAGCUUAGCGUCACUGUGCGUGAAGGAGACAACCGGGUGACCAACUCAAGCAGUACCCUUCAUACCGAUGCCUCUGGGCCAGAGUUGCCUGGGGAUGAUGCCAAGUUCCUGAACCGGGCUGUGAAAGAGGAGGAUAUUUCUCUAUCACUGGGUGUACCUGUAUGUAAGGAUUGCAUAGGCUUCACAGAGGAACAUGAGAAAAAUGAACAGCGCAUUCUUGUUUAUCGCUAUAGCGCAAAGGGUAGGCAAGAGCAGGCUGGUGAUUCUCCACCAAUCCUAGCCUUUCCCGAAGUGCCUAAAAAGAUCCAGGACGGCCACUACUAUGUGGUCAGGGAAGCCCUAUUCUCGUUUCCUAUCUCUGGAUAUGGGAGUCUCAACUGGAGGGCAUUUUUCGAAGUGGAGACGGGCUCCAUGAUCUACCUGCAAGCGCUCACAGCCGGACUAACAGGCUGGGUGUUUUCCAGGGACCCCGUUACGAAGCUUGGCCACAGAGCUCCCAUGCCAGCUGGUAGUGUUGCCGACUUGAACAUGCUACGCGACAGAGUGUUGCUUCCCGAGACUGUGACGUCGUCUCCUCAAGUUCUGAAAGGUCGUUUCGCAGUGGUCAAAGAUACCAGCUUGUCCAUCAGACUUCCACCAACCACAACCACCGGGGAUUUCAAUGGCAGUGUUGACAGCGACAUCUUUGCCGCUGCCAAUGCAUACUAUCAUAUCACCAAGCUUUUUCGGCUCCUAGGAGAGCUGGGCUUCUCAGUGAAAGACUUUUUCAACGAAACCCAGUUCCCCGUGCCGGUCGAUCACCGUGGCUUUGACGAUCAAGUCAAUGCGCAGGCCCCAAGAAACGCAACUGGCACCGGUUCAGGAGGGUUCAUCUUUGGCCGAGCCGAUUCCAAUUCACAAGUUGGCAUGGCUGCAGACUUCCGCAUUGCGGGUCACGAAUUUGGCCAUGGACUUCUCUGGGAUGCGAUCCAUUGGCCGGGCUUUGGUUUCGCCCACAGUCCGGGCGACUCGCUGGCUGCCAUAUACUCGGACCCUGGAAGUGAUGCACAGGAUCGCUUCGACACAUUCCCAUGGAACACGCUCGUUCGUCGCCGGCAUGACCGCAGGGUCACUGAUGGGUGGGCAUGGGAUGGACCCCAGUAUAGACAAGACAACCUGGCAUACUAUCGACGCGAGCAGGUCUUGUCAACGGCUCUCUUCCGGAUUUACCGAGCCAUCGGGGGUGACGCAAUCGGUGAUAUUCACCGACAGAACUGGGCGUCAAGGUACACUUUGUAUCUCAUUCUAGGUGGCAUCGCAACCAUCACGACCCGGAUGCCCAUGCCCUACCAGUAUGUCUCAGCCAUGAUAGCUGCAGAUGAUGGGGUUGGCUUGUAUCAUCCUCCGAACAUCCCCGACCCGGGCGUCAUGACAGAAGGGCCUCCGCCAGCAGUAGACGUGUACAUUGAUGACGGCAGGGACGGGGAGUAUGACUAUACUCUACUGUCCGACAAUACUCCUGGCAUCUGGAAUUGGCAGAGGGCUGACAAUGGAUUGGUCAACCAGAUCUCUAUCCCGGGGGCGACGAAUUACUGUUAUGUCGCAGUGAGGAAUCACGGAACCAGACCUGCACACAACGUUAAAGUAACCCUGUAUCAAUCGAACAGACCCGCGCCAACCCUUUGGAAAGCUCACUUUGACGAGCUGAGCACCGCGCAACUCGACAAUCCUCUCACUGGGAACAAGCAACAACAACACAUCUUCGGGCCUUUCCCCUGGGUCCCCACCAAGAAUCCAUUCUUCGACAGACAUUAUAUAUUGGCCGCUGUCCGUGCCGAUGGUGAUCUUCCAAACACAGACCCAAACACUGGGUUGGACUGCGCGACUGGACCUACCGAGAUUGAUAACCUCGUUCCAUUUGAUAACAAUUGGCAAUUCGUUACUUUGACCACGUUUAAAUAG
This is a messenger RNA of Aspergillus sclerotioniger CBS 115572, 2250 nucleotides long. RefSeq lists its product as uncharacterized. The transcript is spliced from 2 exons. The record is from RefSeq and is a predicted model, not a curated record. Lineage: Eukaryota; Fungi; Ascomycota; Eurotiomycetes; Eurotiales; Aspergillaceae. Bases 1 to 2250 code for a protein of 749 amino acids.